CGUGUCGGAAUACGCAUCGCUAAUCGAUCUCCACCGUACUCUUCUCCCUCCUUUUUUUGGUUUCUCUUUGCUUCGGCCUUUGAUAUAUUAUAAAAUCAAAAAAAUAAAGAAUGGUGUACUGGUAUUACAAAGUCAGAGAGAGCCUCUCAUUUUAGCACAAAAAAGGAGCAAAACUGAUCAAAGCUAGAAGCUUUGGCUCACCUAGUCACCUUACAAAGAACCGAGGAAUUUUGUUGUUAUCUAUAUAAAGCAAGUGAAAGGUGCCCUCAGGCUGAGAGUGAAAUGGUCGGUAAAGACAACUUGAAGACUGAGGACUUGAACUUGUGCUUUGAGAAGCUUAUGAUGCUUGGUGGAAGUGGGAUUGGUAAAGGGGGAGUGAAAAUGGAAGGUGGUGUCAUCAAUGAGUGGAAGGAUAUUCCUAUGGAGCUCUUGUUGCAAAUUGUUUCGCUUGUUGACGAUCAGACGGUGGUCGUGGCAUCUGGAGUGUGUCGUGGGUGGAGAGAUGCUAUUUGCUUGGGUCUUACCCAUCUCUCUCUCUCAUGGUGCAGCAAGAACAUGAACAACUUGGUCCUAUCUCUUGCUCCCAAGUUCACGAAAUUGCAGAGUCUGAUACUGCGCCAAGAUAAAUCAAAGCUUGAGGAUAAUGCUGUUGAAACUAUUGCAAACUGCUGUCAUGAUCUGCAGGUCCUGGAUCUCAGCAAAAGCUUCAAGCUUAGUGACUGCUCCCUAUAUGCCCUGGCUCGUGGUUGUCCUAAUAUUACUGAACUCAACAUCAGUGGGUGUUCAGCCUUCAGUGACAGUGCUCUUGCAUAUCUGCCUCGUUUUUGCAGAAAGUUAAAAGUUUUAAAUCUUUGUGGAUGUGUCAAAGCUGCAUCUGACAGUGCAUUGCAGGCUAUUGGACGCUACUGCAGUCAGUUGCAACGUUUAAAUCUGGGAUGGUGUGAGAAUGUAAGUGACGUGGGAGUGAUGAGUUUGGCGUAUGGAUGCCCUGAUCUCAGAACCCUUGAUUUGUGUGGCUGUGUCCUUAUAACUGAUGAUAGUGUCAUUGCUCUUGCAAACAAAUGUAUUCAUCUGAGAUCCCUUGGCCUGUACUACUGUCAGAACAUCACGGACAGAGCAAUGUACUCUUUGGCCCACAGCAGAGUGAAGAACAACAAGACUUCAAUUUGGGAAUCGCUGAAAGGAAUGAAUGAUGAGGAAGGGCUCAAGAAUCUCAACAUCGGCCAGUGCACAGCACUCACCCCCCCUGCUGUUCAAGCAGUGUGCGAUUCAUUUCCUGCGCUCCACACUUGCUCAGGGAGGCAUUCACUUAUCAUGAGCGGCUGCUUGAACUUAAUGUCUGUACAUUGUGCCUGUGCUGUCCAUGCACACCGCACAUUCAUCCCUUUCCCUCACCCAGCUCAUUGAACUCUAGGUUUGCAGCAAAAAUCUAUGGGAACUCUAUCCCUUUGUAUGUAUGUUUGUGUUAAUAUUUUGAAAACUUUGGUUGCAAAUAUGCAGCCAUUUGUUGUUGAAAGUUGAAACCUAGUGACAAUGAAAAAAUUACUUCAA
Messenger RNA from Alnus glutinosa, 1551 nucleotides. RefSeq names its product F-box protein SKP2B-like. Bases 283 to 1407 code for a protein of 374 amino acids. Gene Ontology annotation, cellular component: SCF ubiquitin ligase complex. Gene Ontology annotation, biological process: SCF-dependent proteasomal ubiquitin-dependent protein catabolic process. NCBI's taxonomy places the organism in Eukaryota, Viridiplantae, Streptophyta, Magnoliopsida, Fagales, Betulaceae. The record is from RefSeq and is a predicted model, not a curated record. The transcript has 5 exons. Gene Ontology annotation, molecular function: protein binding.